GUACCCUGCAGCAGAGCUGAUGUGUUUGCGAGUCGUCAGCUGUCGAUGGUUGAAAAGAGGAAGUUGAUGCGUUUCCUGACUUCCUGUAUGGAGGAGACUGAGGAACAGCAAGUCUACAAUGGCCGACCAUAUUUGGACUUCCUGCGGGACCAGCAGCUUGGGGACAACCUACAGCACUUCCUGUUGCACUCCAUUGCCAUGGUAACAGAGGACACACCCACAGAGGAGGGGCUGGCCUCCACGCGUCACUUCUUACGCUGUCUGGGUCGCUAUGGCAACACGCCCUUCCUGUUUCCUGUUUACGGCCUGGGAGAGAUCCCUCAGUGUUUCUGCAGGAUGUGUGCUGUGUUUGGAGGGAUCUAUUGUCUGAGACACUCGGUCCACUGUCUGAUCGUGGACAGAGACACCAACAGGUGUAAGGCUGUGAUUGACAGCCGAGGACAGCGAAUCAGCUGCAGUUAUUUUGUGGUACAAGACAGUUUUGUGGGUUCAGACAGGAAGAAGAUGACCACGCCCCCCAGGUUUCUGAGUCGAGCCGUUCUGAUCACAGACUCCUCCCUCCUGCCUGGAGACUCGGAUCAGCAGGUGUCCAUGGUAACAGUCCCUCCUGCAGCUACCGGUGGUCCGAUGGUCCAGGUGGUAGAGUUGUGUUCGUCUACAAUGACCUGCAUCCCUGGAACCU
Messenger RNA from Austrofundulus limnaeus, 682 nucleotides. RefSeq names its product rab proteins geranylgeranyltransferase component A 1. Gene Ontology annotation, cellular component: nucleus; cytosol; Rab-protein geranylgeranyltransferase complex. Gene Ontology annotation, molecular function: GDP-dissociation inhibitor activity. NCBI's taxonomy places the organism in Eukaryota, Metazoa, Chordata, Actinopteri, Cyprinodontiformes, Rivulidae. The record is from RefSeq and is a predicted model, not a curated record. Gene Ontology annotation, biological process: small GTPase-mediated signal transduction; vesicle-mediated transport; protein geranylgeranylation.